AUGAGAUUCCAGGAGUGCCAGAUAACGGGGACGAGGAGGAGGACAGGACGGAGCCGAUGGGGGGCUGGCUGCUGGACGAGGAGGAGGAGGAAGAGGAGAAUGGGUCCUGGGUGGGACGGCGAGGAGGAGACGGAGCCGCUGCCGCGGCCGCCCGGGCUCGUCCGCCGGGCGGCGGCAAGCAGCGGCGGGUCGACGGGCUGCCCCGGGGGGCGCGCGGCCGGCUGCCCCGGGGGCGGCGGCGGCGGUGGCCCCGGGGGCGGCGGCAGGACGCGGAGCUGGAAGGCGGCUGCUACUGCUGCAGGGCCGGAGCGGGCCGCGGCUGAGCGAGACACCCACACGCGGCUGGCCACCCGCUACGCCGUGCGCAUCUUCCGCGAGUACCUGAGCGAGAAGGCGCAGAGCCCCGACUUCGAGACGAUGGACAAGGGGGCGCUCUGCCGGGUCCUGCGCUCCUUCUACGCCGAGGCGCGCUCCAAGAGCGGGCAGCUCUACUCCAAGUCCUCCCUCAUCAGCAUCCGCAGCUCCCUCAACCGCUACCUCAACGAGCCGCCCUACUGCCGCACCCUCGACCUCACCAAGGACCCCGAGCUCCGCGCCGCCAACCUCACCCUGGCUGCUGUCAUCCGCAAGCUGGAGGAGCAGGGCGCCGGGCCGGUGGUGCAGAAGCAGGCCAUCACCCGCGCCGACCUCCGCAAGCUCUACACGUGCAGCGUCUUCAGCACCCAGAGCCCCUUCGGGCUCCUCAACAAGGUCUGGUUUGAGACCUGCAUGUACUUCUGCACCCGGGGCCGGGAGAACCAGCGGGAGCUGGAGGAGGACUCCUUUGGGCUGGCUGUGGAUGAGGACGGACGCAAGUUCGUCUACUUCAAGGCGCUGGGGCCCUACCACAAGUCACGCUCAUCCUCAUGGAGCAAGAAGCGGGCAGAGAGCAGCGAUGAGGAGAACCUGCCCCGCAUGUAUGAGACUGGCACAGAGUUCUGCCCCUAUGCCAGCUUUGUCAAGUACCUCUCCAAACGCAACCCCCUCUGCAAGGCCUUCUUCCAGCGCCCACGGGACCACUGCAGUGAGGGUGACAUAACCUGGUACGAGAACAAGGCCAUUGGGAAGAACCUCCUGGGUACCCGCAUGCAGAUGCUCUCCAAGGCGGCCAAGCUUUCCAAGACCUACACCAACCACUGCAUUGGUGCCGUCUCCAUUGCCACUCUCAACAGUAUUGCUGGCAUUGGCACCAAGCUGGGAGGACUGCAGCCACCCCACCACCACCCCUCUCCCCACCACCACCACCUCCUCCACCCCGCUGGCGGGGGCUGCUACACCCCUUCUGCCCUCAAUGGUGGACCACGGCCCCGGCCGCCCACUGCCAACCCUUACGUGCUGCCCAAAGAUGGUGAUGCUGCGCCAGUGAAAGCAGAAGCGGCCGCGGUGGCCCCGGCCAAGCGGGCGCUCUACGAGGCGGUGUUCCCAGCGGGGGCUGCGGCCGGCGGUGACGCAUGCGGGCCCUCUGCCUCCCCCAAAAGACUCUGCCGCCGCCCCGCUGAGCCCCUGGACGCCACUGCGCCCGCCGUGGUGGUGGUCUCAGUGAAACAUGACCCCUUGCCUCACCUCCUCCCCGAAGCAAAUGGGCACAGAAGCACCACCUCACCCACAGUAGUUUCACCUGCUAUUGUUUCCCCCACACAGGUCCCGAUCUGCUCUGAAAUCCCAGCAAGGCUCAUUUUACCAAGGAAAUGCAACCACAGUCUCUCCAGCACUUGCAGCACCUAGCGAGUGUAUGUGCUCAGCAGUGCCAGCAUCUCAAGGAGGAGAAGGCUGUGAGCAGCCAACAUUUGGGAUGUGCAGCAAGGGACCCCUAUCUUGA
Molecule: messenger RNA, 1858 nt
Organism: Manacus vitellinus (golden-collared manakin)
Lineage: Eukaryota; Metazoa; Chordata; Aves; Passeriformes; Pipridae
Exons: 2
Coding region: 1-1764 (587 amino acids)
Source: RefSeq, a predicted model, not a curated record